Lotus japonicus is the source of this 1321-nucleotide messenger RNA. RefSeq names its product polygalacturonase-like. Gene Ontology annotation, biological process: carbohydrate metabolic process. The coding region runs from base 23 to 1201 and encodes 392 amino acids. The record is from RefSeq and is a predicted model, not a curated record. Lineage: Eukaryota; Viridiplantae; Streptophyta; Magnoliopsida; Fabales; Fabaceae. Gene Ontology annotation, molecular function: polygalacturonase activity. The transcript has 5 exons.
CAAAGUUUCAACAAUAAUCAACAUGGAUAUGAGUCUGAUCAGGUCCACAGCAAUCGUUUUAUUCUUACUUUUGCUUUCUGGUUCUGCUCAAUCCAUUGUCUUUGAUAUAAGAACAUUUGGUGGAGCACCAAAUUCGGAUAUAACACAGGCUUUCUUAAAUGCUUGGAAACAAGCAUGUGCAUCAACAAGUCCAAGCAAAAUUGUGAUUUCUAAAGCGACAUACAAGAUGAAUGCAGUAAAUGUUAAAGGUCCUUGUAAGGCUCCCAUAGAGAUUCAAGUUGAUGGCACAAUUCAAGCACCAACAGACCCAAAUGCCCUUAAUGGGGCUUUUCAAUGGGUUACAAUUGGAUAUGUUGACUAUUUUACCUUAUCAGGAAAUGGUACUUUUGAUGGUCGAGGUGCAAGUGCUUGGAAACUUCAAAAAGCUUGCGGAGCAACUUGCUCAAAGCGUUCCAUGAACAUUGGUUUUAAUUUUCUAAAGCAUUCAACUGUUCGGAGUGUAACUUCAAAAGACAGCAAAUUUUUUCAUGUAACCCUUUUGGGAUGCACCAACUUCACAUUUGAUGGCUUUAAGAUCAUCGCUCCAGGUGAUAGCAUUAGCAUCAACACAGAUGGAAUCCAUAUUGCGAAAUCAACUGAUGUGAAAAUUCUUAAUAGCAACAUUGCCACCGGAGAUGACUGUGUCUCAUUGGGAGAUGGCAACAAACACAUUACUAUCCAUAACGUGAAAUGUGGACCUGGACAUGGCUUUAGUAUUGGAAGCUUGGGAACGAACCCAACUGAAGAGCCUGUUGAGAAUAUUAUAGUCAAGAAUUGUACUUUGACAAAUACCCAAAAUGGUGUAAGGAUCAAGACAUGGCCUACUGCUCCAGGAACAUCUCCUGUUACCAACUUGACCUUUGAAGAUAUUACCAUGGUUAAUGUCUAUAACCCCGUGAUCAUAGACCAACAAUACUGUCCUUCUAAUUUAUGCUCAAAACAGAGUCCAUCAAAAAUCAAGAUAAGCAAUGUUACAUUCAAGAACAUUAAGGGCACAUCAGAAACAAAGGAUGGAGUGAUUCUUAACUGUAGCAGUGGGGUUCCAUGUGAGGGUGUGGAACUAAGUGAUAUUUCUCUCACAUUCAAUGGAGCUCCAGCAAUGGCAAAGUGUGCAAAUGUCAAACCCAUUAUUAUAGGAAAAGCCCCUAGUUGUAGUGCUUGAAGUCUUGGAUGGACUCAAUGUCCUCUGAUUAACAUUGCCUUUUGUUUUCUCUUAGUAGAUUCACAAAGCUAGCCUUAGAAUGUGACUAUUAUUUGUAAUCCCUAGUGAAGAAUCAAUUGG